AUGGUCUUUAAACCAUUUACCCACCUCGCGCGCCAGAGUCUUACCAAAGCCUUUACACAUGGUUAUGCUCAAUCGGUUGUCGCCGCAUCCCAGUCCUACGCGUCCACAAAUACCCUUAACUCCAUCACACAUCCCGCCAAAUUCUCUCGCACUCAACUACAGAAUGCUUUCUCCAAUCCUUCCAGCUCGUCUGGCGCUGGCGCCAAGGCCAGUCACGCUUCGGGAAACGGUGAUUCUGGUCUAGCCGCCUACUACGCGGCAUGGCAACACGCUCAACAGACUGGUGAUGACAGCGACUGGCGACAGUUUCAGUUCAAGCGCAGUAUUGACUGGAAGCCAUCGGAGGAUGAGAUCAACCAGGCCCAGGAGGAGCGAAGCGACUCUGUGCCUCCUCAUCUUACCAAGGCCGCUGUCAACGAGAAUGUGAGCGCUCAGGUGGAGGAAGCUGUCGCGCGUGAGAUUCAACAGAUCCAGGAUGAGCAUGCUCAGAGCGAGGAUACUGUGGAGGCCAGCCAGACAACUGCGAAGGAUUCCGCCGUAGAGGAUGUGGUCAUCUCAGAGGAGAUUUCGCAGGAGGCUCAGGCUGCAUCGGAUAAGAUUGUUCAGCUGGCUCAAUCCAAGAAUUUCGCGGAGAUCCCAGCUGCAUUCGAAUCAAUCCUUCGCGAGGGUCUGACCCCGACCGUGGAAGCAUACAAUGCCCUCCUGUUCGCUGCCAUUCAACUCCAUCCCGAAGCUGCGCAGGCCAUCCCCAAGGCUCUCGAUGUUUACUCCGAUAUGCUUCGUCGCCGCGUAAUUCCAGAUGAGGAUACCUAUGAGACUCUCAUUCAACUUCUGGUUACCCGAGCGAAUGAUGCCAUCAAGGCGAAGGAGGUCUUGGAGCAGGAGAGACUUCGCUAUGGUGGAAUGGAAGAGCCUGGCAAGUUCAUGCUGCAGUCAAGCGAAUUGGAGCGUGAUAUUCUGGCCGAAGACCACUCUUUGCCAAUCGCUGUGAAGCUGUUCGACACUGCUACUACUCGACACGCGCGACUGGCAUUCCCCCUCAACAUGUAUCGCCAUCUUAUCAUCGCAUGCGCCCGCGAGGGUAUGGUUGACGAUAUGGUCCGCAUCUAUGCCCAUAUGGAAUCGCGUAAAGUCCAGCCCCAUGCCUCUAUCUUCCCAUACAUGAUUGAUGCCUUCGCCAGUACAGGCGAUCUCAAGAGUGCGGUGGAAUGCUACAACGAGUAUCGUGGUCUGGCCGUCUCAGAUGACAAUGGAGUUUUCACCAUCGUUCGACGCUUGGAUGGUCAAGUUUAUGCUGCCCUUCUCCGUGCUUACUUGUCUUGUGGCAAGGAAGAAGGUGCGAUGAACUUCCUCGAUCGAAUUCGCUCUUCAUUUGACGACGUUACUGAGAACCGCGAGAGCCGUUGGGCUACCGUGGAGGCUGUCAUUACCCAAGAUGCAUUUGUGCAACACUUUGUGAAGACUGGAGAAUACAGCAAGGCUCUCGAGAAGGCUAAGGCUGAAUUGAGCGAUGAUGCUCGGGAUCAGGCCAUUUCCAAGAUCUGUGUUACUGCGGCUGACGCAGGCGAUCUGACCACUGCCUCUGAAGCAUAUGAUCGUUUGUCCACAUCGCCCGCAACUCGCCAGGUUCCCGCUAUUUCUCUGCUCGCUCUUCAUAUUCGUCGGGGCAAUGUUUCCGCGGCCCGUUCCUUGUGGAUCAUGCUGAACACCGUGGGUCAGGCAACCCCGGAUAUGGUUCAGCCGACCGCCAUGUACGCCGUUGCGUUGUUGAAGAGUGGCCAGAUUGAAGAUGGUCUGCAGGAGGCUCGUAACAUGUUUGCUCGCAUCCGCAACGCCUCUGCCAAGCAGGUCACUGGCACUACCGCUGUCCGGGAGCAGAUUACCGAGUCUCUUCACAUCUUCGGACGGGUUCUCGUUCAGAACGCUACUGUUCUUUCUCCCCAAGCAUCUAUGGCUCUCUUGUGGUCUAUGGUCGAGAAUGGCGGUCUGGUCUCUCCUCUCGCUGAACAUGCCGUCGCUAACCUCGGACCUAUGGGUAUCUCCCAAUUGAACCCUGCUGACCUCACUCUUGCUCUCCAAGUCCAGGCUGGUAUGCUUAGCAGCACCAGUGCUAUGCUGUUCGAUGUGGCGCACCCUGUCCGCUUCGCCCACAUGGUUGACGUUGCACUCUCUGCUGCUCUUCCCCUGGACGGCUACACUACUGCCAUGGUUGACCAGGCCGUCAGCAAGCUUUUCACCAGCCGCCCCGAUGUUGUGAAGAGAUGGCAGGACCACAUGGAGGCCACUUCCCAGGCUUCCGUUCUGUCUGAGCGCCACAGCCCGGUCUCCAUGGCUGAAACCUCCAUCACCGCCCCGUCUUCUAACCCUGAUUCCUUCGACCCUUAUGCUUACGCCACCGACUUCCGCGGCUCUGCCAUCAUUGCGGAUGAGCUCGAGAAGACCGCUGGACGGCCCGAGUCCCAUCUUAACGAGGCUCUGAUCCGGCUGAAGAACAUGCGUCGUAUUGGUCGUCACCCUCGCUACAUCACAUACGCAAAGCUGAUCACUGCCGCUGCUAAGAUUGGUCGCUCGGAGCUGGUCCAUGAGAUCCACAACAUGGCUAGAGCUGAUGUCCCAUUGAACAUGACUCAUAACGCUGUGAAGUAUGGCUGGGUUUCAAUUCUUGAUGCUAUGGUUUCCGCCUGCCUUACUCUCGGAGACCGUCAGCUCGCUGGUCAAUUCCACCAGGAGCUUCUCACUCUGGGAUCUGCGCCUUCCGCCAACACCUUUGGUCUGUAUAUCACUACUCUGAAGGAGUCCACAAAGACUUUCGACGAGGCUACUGAGGCCUUGAAGAUCUUCCACCGUGCCGUUGCUGAAGGUGUUGAGCCUACCUCGUUUUUGUACAAUGCACUUAUCGGAAAGCUCGGCAAGGCUCGUCGUAUCGAUGACUGUCUUGCUUACUUCGCUGAGAUGCGUGCCAACAACGUCCGUCCAACAAGUGUCACCUACGGAACCAUUGUCAACGCUCUCUGCCGUGUUAGUGAUGAACGCUUCGCCGAAGAGAUGUUCGAGGAGAUGGAGUCCAUGCCUAACUACAAGCCUCGUCCUGCUCCCUACAACUCCAUGAUCCAGUACUUCCUGAACACCAAGCGCGAUCGCAGCAAGGUCCUGGCCUACUACGAGCGCAUGCAAGCUCGCAACAUCAAGCCCACCAUGCACACCUACAAGCUCCUUGUUGAUGCUCACGCUUCCCUUGAACCCGUUGACAUGCAAGCUGCCGAGAAGGUUCUUGAGUCUAUGAAAGCUGCUGGCCAGCAACCUGAUGCUGUCCACUACGCCUCCCUGAUUCACGCCCAAGGUUGUGUUCAGCACGAUCUGGCCUCCGCCCGCAAGACGUUUGACAAUGUUAUCGCUGACCGCCGCGUGCGCCCGCAACCAUGCCUGUACCAAGCUCUGUUCGAGGCCAUUGUCGCCAACAACCGCGUCGCCGAUACCACUGAAAUUGUCCAGGGUAUGGUGGCACGUAACAUUGAGAUGACCGCUUACAUCGCCAACACCCUCAUCCAAGGAUGGGCCACAGCCGGCGAUGUCACCAAGGCCAAGACCAUCUACGAUAGCAUCGGCAUUGAGAAGCGUGAGCCUAGUACCUAUGAAGCUAUGACUCGCGCCUUCCUCAGCGCCGAUGACCACGUCAACGCCGCCAACAUCGUCCAGGAGAUGGUGUCGCGCGGAUAUCCCUCAGCUGUCGCCAGCAAGAUCAUCGAUCUAGUCGGUGGCUCAUCCUCCGCCUAA
Penicillium malachiteum is the source of this 3774-nucleotide messenger RNA. Its product is annotated as pentatricopeptide repeat protein. The record is from RefSeq and is a predicted model, not a curated record. Bases 1 to 3774 code for a protein of 1257 amino acids. Gene Ontology annotation, molecular function: protein binding. NCBI's taxonomy places the organism in Eukaryota, Fungi, Ascomycota, Eurotiomycetes, Eurotiales, Aspergillaceae. The transcript has a single exon.